AUGGUAAGUUCACAGGCAACCGUCCCACCUCGCACGACCGCAUCACAAGCUCCCCGAUCUCAAUCCCUGCGGUUCCCCAACCUCUGCCUCCUGUGUCACGACGGCGACAAAUCCUGGCCGCCGCCGAACCCUGCGGCGACGCAGGAGCUUCCCGAUUCCCUGACCUUCCCUUCUGCAGCUAUUCUCUCACGCGCACGCGACCCCGUGGACCGCGAUGGCAGCAUCGACGGGUUCGUCGGUGCUAGUGUAGGUGUAGAUGUUGUCGGGGCGGCUAUGCGGGGACAGCGCCGGCACCGUCGGAGGUGGAAGAUCGGAGCGCAGCCGCCGGCGCUCGCCGGACGCACAGUUCUGCACCGCGCCUGCCUCGGCCGAUCAACUUCUCCUGAAGGCUAGGACUCAGGCGAAUGGCCGUGUGCUGCUACUGCAGCGGUCUACUCUGCUGCUAUCCCGGAGUACACUACUGCUGAGGUCCUGGAGCUGGCUGGGAACGCCAGCAAGGAUCUGAAGGUGAAGCGUAUCACCCCUCGCCAGCUGGCCAUCCGUGGAGAUGAAGAGAUGGAUACCCUCAUCAAUGGUAUCAUUGCUGGUGGAGGUGUGAUCCCGCACAUCCACAGGUCCCUGAUCAAAGUAAUCCAUCCAGUUGUCUUGAAGUAACACAAUCUAGCAGAGGGGGUAUCUUUAGCUUAAACUGGACAUUUUCACACUCUUGUAGUAUUGUGUGAGAGAAGCUAUCUUCAUAUCGAUUAGCCUAUAGCUAUGCUUCCGGAUCGAAGUAAUCCGUCCUUGUAAUGCUUACCUGGCACUGCUUCAAUUAUUUGGAACAUUGUAUUCGUGUAUUCCUGUUCGUUUGUCACUUCGUGAUAGACCCUGAAUGCAAAACCUUUUUUA
Lolium rigidum is the source of this 888-nucleotide messenger RNA. RefSeq lists its product as uncharacterized. The transcript is spliced from 2 exons. The coding region runs from base 1 to 393 and encodes 130 amino acids. NCBI's taxonomy places the organism in Eukaryota, Viridiplantae, Streptophyta, Magnoliopsida, Poales, Poaceae. The record is from RefSeq and is a predicted model, not a curated record.